Messenger RNA from Cydia strobilella, 1059 nucleotides. RefSeq lists its product as uncharacterized. The record is from RefSeq and is a predicted model, not a curated record. Bases 1 to 930 code for a protein of 309 amino acids. The transcript has 3 exons. Lineage: Eukaryota; Metazoa; Arthropoda; Insecta; Lepidoptera; Tortricidae.
AUGGCCCAAAAUGAUCAGCCCAAGCACUUCGUAGUUACGCAGCCGCCUGAGGUUAAUAAUCAACGCCGCGCCACAGAACAGAAGAACAACACAGUAGCUAUUAAAGUCAGUCUUGGCACAUCAGACAUUGAGAUACCGCCAAAUAUGAUUGAUCAGUGUAGUUGCAGUAACGGCGUGGUCAAAUUAUGCAGUGUGAAGUUUAACACAACCAAGGUGCCGCGAUUGGAAGAGACUUCAUCCUGUCUAUUGGACAUGAUUAACACAACAACCAAGAUUAGUAAAACAGAAAAGAUAAAAUGCCUUUUGUCCGCCAACAGGGUUCACGACGUGGCCGCCAUUUAUACGCUUGCGACUGCCGCAUGCGUCCUGCUGAUUAACCGUAGUUCUUUAUUUAUAGGAAGGCAUUGCCGCAACGCAGUCGACAAGUGCACCGCCGCCACCAUCACCAUCACCACUACCACCACAACAACCAUCAUCAUCGUUAUUACUGCCACCACCGCCGCCACCACAGAAAGGAAGAAAAAGAGGAAAGGUGACGACACUCUAAACGAAGCGUACGAAAUUAUAAAAAGUGCAAAGAAGAAGAUGGACGAGGUAUCAAAUAACGAGUUCGAUAUUUAUGGCCAGUAUGUGGCAUCUGAAUUGAAAAAUGUCAAAGACCAAAGAGCACGUAUGCAGGCCAAGUAUUACAUAAAUAAUAUAUUGCAACAAGCAAGAAUGGGCUAUUACAAUAGUGGUGGGUAUGGAGAAUGGUACGGCUAUGGCAGUGGAUAUCGCACCGCAUCAUCAACAUCAACAUAUGCUGAUACUUCGACCCCAACAGGGACACCAGAACCAGGCGAAGCCCAUAAUGCAAAUAGUCAAGAUGUCUUGCACUUCUCUAAUCUUGAGGAAUUAAUUUCCCAGUUGGAAUAUGAUGAUUCACAAUAAAAUUUUGUAAUUUCAUUUAAAUAAUUAAUAAAUAAGUAUGUGAUUAAAUUUAUUUUGCUUACCUUUACAUAGUCCUUCAAAACAUUUAUCAAUUCCUGACAAACUUCUGGUAUGAUCUUGCUGAUUAAU